AUGAACCCUAGACAACUCAACGGCCACAAUAAACCAUUUGACGAUAACGAAGCAGAAAGCGAGCUUAGUGAGCCGGACAGCAACGUUCAUUCGCCAUCAGGGGUGGGUUUGAAUGAUCAAAAAGGCUCCAUCGUCGUUGAUGCCAAUACUAACGCUGAUCAAAAGUCUUCACCUCUUCGUGUUAUUUCCGAAAACGAAGACGAGACUAUGACAGAUACCCAAAAUGAACCCGCAGUUUCGCACUAUCCUAAACGGAAGCGAAACUCGGUCUUUACCGACCUUAGUGAGAGCAAGAUGGAAAGUCCCAAUGACGAAUCCAAGAGCCCUCUCCCUGCGCAAGGCCUCAAACCUAAGCCGUCGCGACAGAAUAUGGGAACAGUCAGAGGUGUUCUUCUAGGCCACUGGAGAGAUUCGCCAAUUCCAGAUCCCGAAGGCCGUCACGCGGUCAUCGGCUUCAUUGACGUGCGCGACCGGUUACGCACUCGAAUCCAGCCUUACACCGUUGCCAACGAGCUAAUCAGCAACGAGUACCCCAUGCCCCCCGGACCCGGUGGUAGCUGGGUUACUUUCGAACGGGUCGUAUUUUCUAAGCACUUGGUCGGCCUUGAUCAUUUCCAAGUCAAGGAGUAUGUGAGGCUGCGCACUGAUGUCCAGGAAGAGACAGAGGAAGAGCGCAAGGCUGCGGAGAGCAGAGCAGUCAAGGAGGCCAUACGCAGAGUCAAAGAGAACCCUGCUUUUGAUAACCCGGCUACUCAGCCUGCCAUAGCCCACGGUCUUGAAUUGCCUGACUCGGCCUUUAGCCCCGGACGGCCAGAUGCCAAGAGAAGACGCGUGAGCGGUGGCUUUGCCGCCAUCAACCCCGGUGGCAGCCACAGUCCGCCAGAGCAUUCGCCCUUGCUACCAUCUCAACCUGCUCUGCAACCUCGUCCACCCCAUGUCCCAAAGCUGCAUGGCCCUCUUCCAGGCACCCGCCCCACUCGCAUCUUGCUGGGCUACUGGAAGGGCUCUAGCGAGGAAGACCCAAGGGACCGCCACGCAGUUUAUGGCAUCUUGGGACAGAAUGAUAUGUUCAGAGUCAAAGUAGUUCGCGAAACCCGCGAUGGCAGAUUUGUCGAUGGCAACUUCCCCUCUGGUGCAGGCGCGCUGUGGAUUCAAUACGAAGAGGUCGAAUUCGAGCCGCACCUGAAGCCCCUCCAGAGGUCGGAGAUUAAAGAGUAUUGCCGAGUCCGUCAGUAUCAACUUGAUCAAGGCGAAGUGCCCGAAGACCGCAUUGGCAACGAGAUCAGAGCCGUACACGAAGCUCAGGCUCGCGCAGGCUCCGGCUAUAGACAUAUUCACCAGCCCAUUGCCCCGUACCACCCCAUUGCAGCUGAUGACUCGGACUUGGCGAAUGGCCGGUCAGAUGUUGGUGGAGCUCAGCACGAACUCCGGCAGUCACGCCGCGGGGAUUCUCGGGCUACUCCUCGACAGUCCUUCAACGAAAACGACCUGCGCCAGCCGCGAGCUUAUGCCGAACAGGAACCUCAACGUCCAGACUCCCGAUCGACAAACCGCGGAAUGAACUCGGACGGAAUGGAGCGAACCAACGCGCUUGCUCGCAGAGAGAUUGCGCGAGUCGAGGCUGCUCAGGGCCGUGCCGACCGCCAUGCCAUGCACCGAGAACGAGCCGCUGCCCUCGUCGCUGACGCUGCGGCUGCGGCUGCUGCCGCCUCGGAAGAUAUGCAACGCCUGAAUAAGGUUUGGGCGCGCCAGGAGUCUUUGCGUCUCAAGGCUGGCGCCGAGGAUGCCAAGGUGUACGACGGCGUCAAGUAUGAGCGCAAGACGAAUGGGCCGUUUAUGGGCAAACUCGUGUCGCAAGGAACCAUUAUCAACAUCGAUGGGGAAGACUAUGUUGAAUAUCGCGUUCUUACUAAGCCCUCUUUUUUCUAA
Molecule: messenger RNA, 1929 nt
Organism: Trichoderma virens Gv29-8
Lineage: Eukaryota; Fungi; Ascomycota; Sordariomycetes; Hypocreales; Hypocreaceae
Exons: 2
Coding region: 1-1929 (642 amino acids)
Source: RefSeq, a predicted model, not a curated record